This is a messenger RNA of Meriones unguiculatus (Mongolian gerbil), 1203 nucleotides long. RefSeq names its product leukocyte elastase inhibitor A-like. Lineage: Eukaryota; Metazoa; Chordata; Mammalia; Rodentia; Muridae. Gene Ontology annotation, molecular function: serine-type endopeptidase inhibitor activity. Gene Ontology annotation, biological process: negative regulation of endopeptidase activity. The transcript has 6 exons. The record is from RefSeq and is a predicted model, not a curated record. Bases 11 to 1150 code for a protein of 379 amino acids.
AGCCUUCACCAUGGAGCAGCUGAGUACAGCCAACACCCUCUUUGCCUUGGAGCUGUUCCACAGCCUGAGUGAAAACAGCUCCACAGGAAACAUCUUCAUCUCUCCCUUCAGCAUCUCUUCUGCCCUGGCCAUGGUCUUCUUGGGGGCCAGAGGCAACACUGCAGCCCAGCUCUCUAAGACUUUUCAUUUUGAUGCGGUUGAUGACAUUCAUGCAAGGUUUCAAAGACUGAAUGCUGAAGUGAGCAAACGUGGAGCUUCUCACAAGCUGAAACUUGCUAACAGACUGUAUGGAGAGAAAACCUACAGUUUCCUUCCUGAGUUCUUGGCAUCCACCCAGAAACUGUAUGGUGCUGACUUGGCCCCUGUGGAUUUCCAGCAUGCCUCUGAGGAUGCAAGGAAGGAAAUAAACCAGUGGGUCAAAGGUCAAACAGAAGGGAAAAUUCCAGAACUGUUGGCUGUGGGCGUGGUUGACAGCAUGACCAAACUUGUGCUAGUGAAUGCCAUCUACUUCAAGGGAAUGUGGCAGGAGAAAUUCAUGAAACGGGACACAACCGAUGCUCCUUUCCGACUGAAUAAGAAAGACACAAAAACAGUGAAGAUGAUGUAUCAAAAGAAAAAAUUUCCAUUUGGUUACAUUCCGGACCUGAAGUGCAAGGUGCUGGAGAUGCCUUACCAGGGCGGAGAACUUAGCAUGGUCAUUCUGCUGCCUGAAGACACUGAGGAUGAGUCCAUGGGUCUUAAGAAGGUUGAGAAACAGUUAACUUCAGAAAAACUUCGUAAAUCGACCAAACAUGAGAACCUGGAAACCAUUGACGUCCAUGUCAAAUUGCCCAGGUUCAAGUUGGAAGAGAGCUACACCCUUAACUCCAACCUUGGCCGCCUGGGAGUACAAGAUCUGUUCACCAGCAACAAGGCUGAUCUGUCUGGCAUGUCAGAAUCCAGAGAUCUCUUCAUAUCAAAAAUUGUCCACAAGUCCUUUGUGGAAGUGAGUGAGGAGGGAACAGAAGCAGCUGCUGCCACAGGGGGCAUUGUUACAUUCCGAAUGAUGUUGCCUGAGGAAGAAUUCACAGUGGAUCAUCCAUUCCUUUUCUUCAUUCGGCACAACCCAACAGCUAACCUGCUCUUCCUUGGCAGGGUCUGUUCUCCAUAAAACAGACUUCAGAGAUACAAGACAGAGCUUAGAGUUUUCAUUGCCUAUGAUUU